AAAAAAAAAAAAUUGCAACGUGUUUGGUACAAUUACUACUGCAUUUAGUGACAUUUUAGGAAAACAGGUGUAUGUACUGUAAAAUAGAUAAAGGUUAUGGGAGACUUUGACCCCAAAAGUAAUUCUGAAUUGCUAAAUAUAUUCUUACGUGAUGAAAUGUAAGAGCCAAGAGCCAGCGGGCAUGGCUUGUGUCUGCCUGCCUCCUGCGAGGGGCAGUUGUAUACAGGAACGGACAUGGGGAAGCCCUUGCCACAGCCCACACACUGGUGUCCAUGCAGUGAUGUAAAGCUUACGUCCACAGGACGGGAAUGUCGGGCUGCACUGACCCACUCACUCCUUGCCGACAGUUUGGUGUUGUAUUAUAAUUCCCUGCACUGCUCACCUCCCCUCCUGUGAGAGCUCAUGCGUGCUCACCUCCCCUCCUGUGAGAGCUCAUGCCUGCUCACCUCCCCUCCUGUGAGCUCACACCCAUCCUCACCUCCUGACCUGAGCACACUGCUCACCUCCCCUCCUGUGAGAACUCACGCCUGCUCACCUCCCCUCCUGUGACAGCUCACGCCUGUCACCUCCUAACCUCAGGAAUGCUCACCUCCCCUCCUGUGACAGCUCACACCCAUCCUCACCUCCUGACCUGAGCACACUGCUCACCUCCCCUCCUGUGAGAGCUCACACCCAUCCUCACCUCCUGACCUCAGGAAUGCUCACCUCCCCUCCUGUGACAGCUCAUGUCCAUCCUCACCUCCUGACUUGAGCACAGUGCUCGCCUGCACUUUGUGGUUUGGAGUCAGUUCUGGGAUUUUUCUCCCUGGGGAAUGGAGGGCAGAUGGACUUCGGUUAGUAAUUACUGCAGCAUUAGUGGUGCUCGUUUGAUUUGGUGGCCAAACUCUCACCAGGGCUAUUUAAUCUGCUCCAUCCGUCCCCCUGGCCUCUCCGACCCCACUUCAGGACGCUCCUCCCCUUACCCACAGGCAGACCUGGUUGCUUGGGGAAUCCACCAGAUGUGUGCAUCCCGCGUUGGCGUUCUUCCCCUUCCCUCCCCUCCCCUCCCCUCCCCUCCCCAAAGUGCCAGUUGCCACAGUCCGCUGGCUCAGCUCUGCCCAGAGAUGGUGUCCUGCCCCUUCCCGGUGUGGCCUGCGUCCCUCCAAGCAGCCUAGCCGGGAGGUCCCUUUGUCACCUCGCCUUCCCCAUCUCUCCCGGGCAGUGGCGACAUGAAGCCUGGUGUGGGCUUGGGCUCCGUCUCUCUGUCUGCAGGUGCUGCUGCUCCCUGCUCGCUCUCACUGUGCCCGCCUUUCCUCGUCUCCCAGCGUCUAGCCAGGGUCUCCCUAAGGCUCGCGUUCUCCAGCUGCUGGGAGAAAGCCGAUGGAUUCUGCUAUCGCUUACUGUUCAGACAUCUUCAUCGUCAGCCCAGCUGGCGCUUCUACCCUUUGGCCUCUCAGAGCACAAUUCCAGGGCCUUCCCCGGGACCACCAGACAGCCAGGAGGCUUGGAAGCCCCUGAGCACGCAUGCUCCAAGCCAGCGUGGGCUGUGCCUGCUGGAGUGGCAGGAGCUGAGUUUGAUGGAUCACUUGCUGCUCGCCGAGCUUUGUGUCUGGUCCUUACAGAGACCCCAUUAAAUAGGUUCAUGCUGUCCUUGCUUCCCGGGGAAGCCCCUGCGUCAGGGAGGCGUGAUUAACCUUCCCAAGACCACACAUCCUGGCCGGGGCUGAGUGAUGGUGGAGCCCGGCUGCCCCGCCCCAGAGCCACACUCAGCCGGCUCCUCUGGAGUGCGCGUGGCUCAGCCUCAGCUGUCCAGCGGUGUGGACCGCGGGCUCUGCCUCAGGUGCUUUGGGCUCCUACCUUAUAACGCGCUCUGUCUACGUGGAUGUCUCCUGUGUAAAGCAACGAAGAAACCUUUAAUCUGCCCCAAGCAUCGCGUGAGUCGAGGGGAGGCGUGGCACUGCUCCGGAGGGCUUCUUGGAGCAGGAAGCCGUGGUGAUGACCGUGCCGUGUUGGCAGUGCGUGGUCCUGCUUCUUGACCACGCGUGGGUUGAGACACUAAAUAGGGGUGUUUGGGCCUCUGUGAUCGGAGUCAUCACCGACGUGGAUAUUUAUACUCACUUCUUUCCCUCUGGCCCCAUGCAUGACCUAGACGUUGUCUGUUGUACCAGCUUGGAGAAUUCUAGAAUUUUCUGGAGAAGGAAACUUUAACCAUGAUCCACAGUAAGAAAUGGACUCUGACUUGGGGUAUAUGUAUGUGUAUGCGUUUGCGUAUGUCUCUGGGUACACAUUUAUAUAUUGUGCAUAUGCAGGUGAAAAGUGAUUCUUGAAAAAUUUAUAUCUUUAUUCUAUGUGAAGCAUUCUCUCAUUUUCUCAUCUAUUCCAGUCUCCUCUAGACUACUAUAGAUUUCACCAACAAAAAUUGCUGCUUGGGGCUGGCAGCUGUGGCUUAGCAGGUAAAGCCACUGCCCACAGUGCCAGCAUCUCAUGUGGGUUCUGAUUUGAGUCCUGGCUGCUCCACUUCUGAUCCAGCUCCCUGCUAAUGUGCCUGGGAAAGCAGUGGAAGAUGGCCUAUGGGCUUGGGUCCUGAACCCACAUGGGAGACCUGGAAGAAGCUUCUAGUUACUGGCUUCAGCCUGGCCCAGCCCUGGCCAUUGCAACCAUCUGGAGAGUGAACUAGCAGAUGGGAGAUGUCUCUGUCUGUGUCUGUGUCUUUGUAACUCUGCAUUUCAGAUAGAUAAAUAAAUUUUAAAGUCUUUUUUUCUAAGAUUUAUUUUAUUUAUUUGAAAGGCAGAGUUAGAGAGAGAGAAGGAAAGACAGUGAGAUCUUCCGUCUGCUGCUUUACUUCCCAGAUGGCUGCGAUGGCCAGGGCUGGGCCAGACCGAAACCGGGAGCCAGGAGCUUCUUCGAGGUUUCCCAUGUGGGUUCAGGGCCCAAGUACUUGGACCAUCUUCUGCUGCUUUUCCUGGAGCAUUAGCAGGGAGCUGGAUUGGAAAUGAAGUAGCCAGGGUUCAAAUGGUACCCAUAUGGGAUGCCGGCAUCCCCUGUGGUGGCUUUACCCGCUAUGCCACAAUGCUGGUCUGAUAAAUAAAUCUUUAAAAAACUUGCUCCUGGACAAGCACUGAAUUUAUUUCCUGCCCACAUUUGAAAUCCUCUGCUUUGCAUUCUCCAGGGCCCUCCCCUGUCUCUUCUGGGCAGUUUAUUAUGAAAAGACUGUCACUGCUUCUCUGUGUUCCUUCCGUUGUCUUGUAGAGCCCCAGGCCUCUGGCACCCAGCAACUUUUCCUGCCGGCGUGUGGCUUAGACUGGGGUGAAGAUUAAUUGAAUUUGAGGCCCCUGCCUUGGAGGCAAGCUGAGCUUGGCACACAGAUGCAUGAGGGUUUGUCUGCCUUCCGGGGACUGCCCCUGGGGAGCAGGCUUCCCAUCCUCACCCUCUCCCGGUGCCAUUUCCGUCUGGCUGUCUUAGAAGGGAGCCGUGUCGGGAAUAAGCUGCUCUGUAAUCGCAGUAAAUACAGUUGAUGGGUGAGUUUUGCCCUCCAAGAGGUACAAUUUUAAUUUCCUUAAAAGCAAUAUCCUGACUUGGAAUAGACUGCAUUUACUUGCCUUAUACCUUCGCCCAGAUUCUAACAUAUGAGAAGAAUUUCUGCCAUUUGUCUAUUUAUUCCUAAGCUAGGAAAAGUGGUCUGCACUGUUUCUCACACGUGGAGAGUUUUCUGUCCUCUCCAAAGACCUUCUGGGAGUCUGAGGGGGUGACGCAUCAGAGAAUCAGACGUGACAGGGCGUCGUGGUGGGCGAGGAACUUGGCUUGUCUCUGUGGCUUUGGGCCGGCCCAGCAGACUCCCUGUGGUAACAGCAGCUUCCUGUGCUGUGUCCAGGGCCCUGGCACUGGCCCCUGUGCUGUGUCCAGGGUGCCUUGAUGGUGUCUUCACAUCAUCUUCUCAGCUGCGUUCAGCAAAGAGGCACUUGUUAUGUCUUGUGCCUCAGUUUGAAAUGUAAUACAUGAUUGUGUCAGAAAAGUAGAAAAUACCAACAAGUUUAAUAAGAAAAUAAGAAUCGGGCCAGUGCCACGGCUCACUAGACUAAUCCUCUGCCUGCGGCGCCGGCACCCGGGGUUCUAGUCCCGGUUGGGGCGCCAGAUCCUGUCCCGGUUGCUCCUCUUCCAGGCCAGCUCUCUGCUGUGGCCCGGGAAGGCAGUCGAGGAUGGCCCAAGUGCUUGGGCCCUGCACCCACAUGGGAGACCAGGAGGAAGCACCUGGCUCCUGGCUUCGGAUCAGCACAGUGUGCUGGCCGUAGCGGCCAUUUGGGGGGUGAACCAAUGGAUAGAAAACCUUUCUCUCUCUCUCACUGUCUCUAACACUCUCUAACUCUCUGCCUGUCAAAAAAAAAAAAAAAAAAGAAUCAUUGAUCACUCCACCUCUGAAACGAUGCUCACAGCAUUUUGAUUUUAUAUAUUCUAUGCAUUUUUCUCAUUUAAUGUCAUCUUACGUAUAUUCAUACACUUGUGUGUACACAUGUGGUCAUCCCUGGUUAUCUGGUAGGGAUUGGUUCCAAGCCUGCUUGCAGAUUCCAAAAUGUGUACAUGCUCAAAUCUCCUAAAUAAAAUGGCUUGGAGUUUGCAUCGAGCCCUGCACAUCCUCCCAAGUGUUUUAAAUCAUGUCUAGAUGACUUACGAUGCCCAAUGUGACGUAAAUGCUGCGUAAGUAGUUGUUAGACUAUAAUGUUCCGGAAUAAUGUCAAGAAGGGUUUGUGUGUGUUCAGUACAGGGACAGUCUUUGAACACACGUGCUUUUGAUACAUGGCUGGUUAAAUCUGCAGAUACAGUAACAGGAACACGGAGGCCUGCGUACAGGUGCAGCACGUGUGAUAGAUUUUCCUGUGUGGACACACACACACUUUGACAACUUCCCGUUUUGUCUAUAUUUAUCAAUAUGUUUUUUAAAAGAUUUAUUUAUUUAUUUGAAAGGCAGAAUUAGAGAGAGGAAGAGACUAAGGGGAGAGAGAGAGACAUCUUCCAUCUGUUGGUUCACUUCCCAGUUGGCUGCGGUGGCCACCCCUGGGCCAGGCUGAAGCCAGGAGCUUCAUCUGGGUCUCCCACAUGGGUGGCAGGGGCCCAGACCUUUGGAACAUCUUCCACUGCUUUUCCCUGGCCAUUAGCAGGGAACUGGAUCAGAAGUGGAGCAGUUGGGACACGAACGGGCGCUUAUUUGGGAUGCUGGCGUCGUAGCCAUCAGCUUUACCCAUUGCCCCACAGGAGCAGCCCCGCUGAUGGUUUCCAGGGUUGCCUGGGACCUCUUGGCUCUGCUGUACCGUAUUCAUGCAGUCUUGCAUGUGAGAGCGCUCAGGUGGUCGUCAUUCCCACAGCACUGCUUUAACGGCUCUGCUUGGCUGACCCUCAAAGACCGCGUUCCAUCCGAUUUCCCAGUGGCGUCAUGAUCUGGGCUCACUGCCCCUCCCCACCAGGGAUGAGCCUGCACCUGCGCCUGGGCGGCUGGCAUUCAGUGCCACUGUCUGGCCUUGGUUUUCCACUAGUGCCCUGGCUCUGUGGCUCUACUUCAUUCUGCACCCCGAGGGGUCGGAGUUCAGCGGCCAUGGUCUAUCCUGGGGUCCAUUUCCCCCCUCUCAGGAGCCUCCCGGGGGUGCAGCCUUUGCUUCUCUAGGCUUGGGGUUGUUGCCGUAAUAGGUAAUGAGAACGGAGCUCUGGGCCUGGGGCACAGCAGGCCAUGAGAUACCAGAACCAUCAUGGACAGCAGGCAGCAUAAAGAAACGGGGGCGUUAGGAACCAGAUAGAGUGACACGAGCAAAAGCAGUGUAACAUCCCUGCUUUGUGUAUUCUGAGUGGGGGACGGGUCUGACUGUCAGUAGAGAUGCCACGGACACGAGGCAGAGCUGUAGCUGCAUGGACAGGGAAGUGAUGGUUUGCCUGGGGACCGUCCAGGUCAAGUUCCCCACAUGGGGACAGACUGCUGCCCCAGCCAGCCGGCGGCUCAGGCGAAGCCGGCCGUGACAGGAACAGCUCCACUUGGUUGAGAAUCAGCAACAGGCCAGACCUUUGGAGACUGCUGGAGAGGGAGCUCCCAGGGUCCAGCAGGGACUGGGACCAGCCAAGCUCGUUAGUCCCAUCAGUCUCCUGGGACCCUGUACAAAACACCGUGGAUGGGGCAGCUUCAGACAGCGGGGUCACCUCUCCUCUUAUCCCUGGGGAUCACAGGUACAGUGGGGUCGCCUUGCCUCUUAUCCCUGGGGAUCACAGGUACAGUGGGGUCGCCUUGCCUCUUAUCCCUGGGGAUCACAGGUACAGUGGGGUCGCCUUGCCUCUUAUCCCUGGGGAUCACAGGUACAGUGGGGUCGCCUUGCCUCUUAGCCCUGGGGAUCACAGGUACAGUGGGGUCGCCUUGCCUCUUAGCCCUGGGGAUCACAGGUACAGUGGGGUCGCCUUGCCUCUUAGCCCUGGGGAUCACAGGUCGGCAGCCGGGGUGUCAGCGGGGCUGUUCCCUCUGGCUGCUCUGAGGAAGCUGUCUCCCCCUUUCCAGCCCCGCCCCCGUUUCUGGUGGUUGCUGGCAGACUCUGGCAUUCCGUGACUCGCCGACACGACAUCCCGGGCUGGGGCUCCACCCUCACCUGCCUGUGUUGUUCUCUCUCUUCUGCCCAGGACUCUAGUCAUGUGUGAUUUCAUGUUAAUUUGGUCAUGUCUGAGAAUGAUUCUGUUUCUAAACAGGGUCACAGUCACCCAGUACCGGGGUUAGGACUUGAACGUACCCUUUUGGGGGACACAGGCAAUCCAGAGACGUCACUGAGGGCAUCAGUGUAGAUGCCAGUGACACUCAGGCCCCUGGUGGAGGAAGGGCUGCAGAGGAAGUGGGUCCUGGGCCAGGUGCCCACUGUCAUCUUGACACGCACAGAGCUUGUGACUGGACCCUCUCAGACCUCACGCACACGCAGAUCCCCUGGCGGCUUGUUAACCUGCAGAUUCCAAGUCCAAGUCUGGGGCCCCAGGCUGUUUCCUUUCUGUCGGCUCCAGGGGACGCUGCUGCUCCUGCUGCCGGGGCACCCCGAGCUGGACGGGGUCAGGUCUCCCAGCACGGAGGGCCCUGUAAGCACCAGCACAGGAGGGCGUGCGGUCUGAGCUGGGGCAGCUGCUGCCUUCAGGGCUUCCUCCCCGCAUCCCCUCCAGGCAGACCCCGAGACCUUUGCAAGGGGAGUCAUGGCUUGUGUUGAACAAGAAUUAGCUGCAGAGGAAAAGUAGGUGAAGAAAAUGUCCCGCGUCCCGGGUUGCGACGCAGCAGGUUAAGCCACUGCCUGCAACACCAGCAUCUUUAUGGGCAAUGGUUCAAGUCCCAGCUGCUCUGUUUCCAAUCCGGCUCUUUGCUAACGUGCCUGAGAAAGCAGCAGAAGACAGCCCAAGAACUUGGGCCCUUGCCGUCCACGUGGGAGGCCCAGAUGGAUUUCCAGGCUCCCGGCAUCAGCCUGGCCCAGCAGCACGGGCUGUUGUGGCCAUCUGGGGAGUGCACCAGUGGAUGGAAGGUCUCUUUUUCUGUCUUCCCCUCUCUGUAACUCUCCCUUUCAAAUAAAUUAAUAAUAAUAAUAAAAGAUCCUGUGUCCUGUCCUCAGGAGGCCUGCUGUUCCAGCUGUGUUUUAGGACGACAGCCUCGUUUUAUUUUGUCUCUUGCCCGUGUCUUACUGCACCGCUUGUCUGGUGUCUGCCUGGUGGGCGCUGUGGCCUGGUUGGUUGGUCGUGUCUGCAGAUCUGGAGCUGGUCUCCAGCUGAUGCCUGGUUCCAGAAUAGAGCAGAGGACGAAUCCUGAGCCCAGACUGCCCCAUGGCCUGGGGAGCAGUGCUCGGCUGCUCUGGUCCUGACGGGUCGCGGAGCACGCAGAAAUCCUAAUCCCUUCUGUUUGUGCGACUGCGCCAUCAUCAGAGCCUUUUGGACCCGCUCAGCUCCUCCAGCGUGGUGUCAGAAAUAACCAUGAGAAGGCGUCCUGCAGAGAUGGGCAGGGACGUAAUCAAGUGAAGGCCGUGUUUCAGUAGCCGAGUCCCUGAUGGACUUGUGUCCUGCAUCCCCCCGUCUGGGGUCUUAAAUGCAGCUGUCCUUGGAGCCCUUCAGAGAGACUUAUGGUUAGUGUAGACAGGUCUACACAGGGUGAAGAUACCAGGACACCAAACCUCAUGUGCACCCCAGUUAUGGACCAGGGCUUACAGUGCAUUUGCUGUGGGUGGUUUCUAAAUUCUUUGCAUAUUUUAAGUUUCUGUGACAUUGAGGGUGUUUUUGUUGCAAAUUGAAUGAACCUCAAAGCAGAUGUACGCUGGUGUCCCGUGUUUAGCGAUGGCUCAGUGUUGCUAAGAUCCAGUUCUUCCCGAAUUGAUGGGUUCUGUCACUGCAUUCCCAGUGAAAUCUCAGCCAGUCAUUUUGUUCUGUUGAUUGACACAUUGACUCUGUACGUAGAGAGGAGACCCAGAGAGGCCUGCACAACAUUGCAGAACGAAGUUGGGAGACUUCAGGUCUUGCUGUGAGCCUGCAGCUACCUAAGUUGGGAAUCCAGCUGAUGUUUGCUUCAGAAAGGAGGGAAGUGGCUGACGGAUGUGGCUGGAGCCCAGGGAGUCAGACAUGAGUGUCUCGGGGUUGCAUGGUGGUGGUCAGUGUCUACACCUGAGGGAGACAGUCGCCAGGGGCAGCUCGUGUCUUUCUUACUAUUGCCAGUCCUUGAGGACACGAGAGUGACUGCCUCUCUCUUCACGGCCACGCCAGUCUUCUGGAAGACCCCUCCCCAAGCUUCCCCUGAGGAAAGAAAGGGCCAUCGCUGAAAGGAAACACGGUGAGGCUGGAGUUCAGGGAAUGCAGAGAGCGGACAGCACAGCUGGGAGACCUGGCGGGGGCGCUGGCCAUCGCUUGUCCCUGCAGCCAGCCGAUGCAAGCCUGGGGCGUAGCUGCCAAUGCAAGCCUGGGACGAAGCAGCCGAUGCAAGCCUGGGGUGUAGCGAAGUGGGUUCUGCCGCUCUUUGACCUGUCUGCUGGCUGAUGGAAAACGUAGUUAGCGCUUUCACUUGGGAUUUGUGUUCGGCCCGCGUGCGGAGUCGCCGGGCUGACACCUGAGAGAGGACCCGGCCUUAAAUAUUAUGCCCAGGAAGAAUUUGAUUGAGAAAUGUGUCGUCUGGUGCUGUGGCAUUGGCAGGUGUGAAGUGGGAAUAUUUCGUAUGUGAGCUGAAACAGCCCUCAGCUCUGUGAUAGUUCAACUGAAUACCUACAAAAUUUCAUUAAAACUAUUUUGCAGAACAUUAUGAGGGAAGAAAUUACUUUUGUGUAGGUACUGAUGAAAUCACAGAAUUUAUGUGAAGUUGGAUUUCUUUGGCUCCCAAGUAGUUGAUACUGGGGACAAGGGCAGCGGGCAGUUGGGAAGUCAUAUCCUGAGUGACAGGGGUUGUGGGUGGGAGGAUCAGACCCCAAUUUCCUGUUCUCCAGCCCAUUGCUUUUUCCAUGACAUCAUCCGAAUCAGAUUUUAAAUUUGUACAUUACACUGGCUUUAUUUAGAAUCCUUUGCCAGGCAGCAUAGCUUUGAUGAGAGUAUGAGCAGUAUUAUUCUCCAUGAACUGUGAAUGUGACACUUUUAUAAUUCAAGUAGAAUUAUUUUUCCCUUGGGAAAUCCCAUACAUUCAGUACGGUACAUUGAAUUAGGAGGUAGUAAAGAAAAAAAAAAAGGCCAUAAAGGUGUAUCUUAUUAAACAAAGCAGAUUUGCUUCCUGACUGUGUAACCUUUAAAUACAGUGAUUCAUUGUCAGAGGCGCUGAUUUUUUUUUAAUAGCAUAAAUUGUCUUCUGUCUGGUCAGAUGAUUAAGGAAGAGCAGCCGUGCUCAUCCUCUGAUUAGGUGCAGCGUAGUAAGAGUGUUAAAUGGUUUUGGAAAGGGGCAUUUUCAUAGGAUGCUAGGAAGUACCCGUUUUGACGUUUGCUUUUUCAUGAAGGGUAAAAGCGGAGUUGCUCUGUCUGAGACAUUAGGGGACCACGGGCACCUGCAUUGCAUUUCUUUUAAAUGAUGCAUUUUAUUUUAAGGUGGAGAGAAAUGCCACUGCACUUGAGGUUUGCAGACCCGGCACCCUCUGACGGCUCGUGGCUGGUGGACAUUCUGGGCAUGCAGACCCAGCCCUGUCCUCCGCAGAGCUGUUCUGACUGCCCUGGGCUGCCGCCCCAGCGUCUUUCUCCAGGGCCGUGGGGCGGACACAGGACCCCGGGUUCUGCUGUCCGAGAGUGGCUGCAGGUUGUCUGAUUCCCAGGCCUUCCCUUGGGGCUUACCUAGUUUGUGGGUGUCCAUUGCUCACCUCACUGCACCCACAGGAGUCACAGGGAAGCAGGAGGCUGUGGGUGGCAGCAAGCGUGGGUGUGCGCUGGGCCCUUUUAUGCUCUUUGUUGUUACAGCUUUGUCUAUCACAGUCUUACACAGUGAAGACUGCAGGAGGCCUAUGUUUAGGUGAAAUUUCCAUUUCUUCAUUUUGAUUGCUUCUCAAAGACAGAAACACUGAACUGUAAAGCACUGUGAAACAACACAGGCAGAUCCUCCUCUCGGAUUACUGCUCGAGCUGGUCUCAUCGCUUAUGGUCCUUUAUGAUCAUUUUCUUUUUAAGAAAAAAUGACUUAUUUGAGAUGAAGAGGUGAGGGGGAAGAAAAGGGAAGGGAGGGGGGGCGGAAGAAAGAUCUCCUGGUUCCCCCCCAGCUGGGGCUGUGCCAGGACAGGGCCAGGAGCUGGGAGCGCAUUCACACUCCCAUGUGGAUGUCAGGUGUCCAGAUACGUGAGUUCUCCCUUGCCCUCCAGCAUGUGUGUCCACAGCAGCUGCGGCAGCAGGGACUUGAACCAGGUACUCUGGAAGGGGUCUUACCCACUGCACCAAACGCUCACUGCCCCACGUGUGUUCUUGAGCCCGUGGUACACACGUGGCCAGCAUUGUUCUCUGCCCUGCCCCUCCUCAGCGUGUGUCAGCCCCCUGCCGUGUGGGUAGCUACCUUCUUGUAGACACAGAGACCUAGUCCACAUCUUGCUGGUAACACAACUACCUGACUGCAGGCAACACCAAAACCCUCAACCCAAACCUUGGGCAAAUGAUAGACUUAAAGAAAGGCAGGACCGGAGAGCAGGGUUUGUGAUGGGAAGCUCGGCAGGAAGCUGGGGGGUCAGGGUCUCAGGCAGGCUGCGCCAACGGUGUGGCGAGGGUCCCCAGGAGUGCAGGUGGCACGGCUGCUGCGCCUGCGGCACUGGGCUCUUGCGGGUCCUUUUCUUUCCCUCCUCUUGCUCCCCAGGGAGCUGCCACUUGAGUCGGCUCCAUCUCCACCGCGGCCCUCCCCUGGCCUGGCCCUCACCUCAUCUUUGUCCACUGUUGAUGGACGGCCUUUUUCAUCUUACCACGGCGUACGCCCUCUUUCUUGCUCGCUGGUGGCAUUUCCACGUGGGACUUUGCACACAGGACUUCUGCAAGGCCUCGCCUGUGGUUUCACUGCACUCUGCAGCCCUCAGUGGACACGGGCAGGUGCUGGGGGCCUGCGUGUCCACGGUGAGUAGGGGCUGCUGGCCCCAUGGGAAUGGCUGUGAAGAUGAUUCCAUAGGCUGACCUACAUGUCUGUGCACCCCAGUGCUCACCUCCUGUGCUCACCGCUUGUUAAGUUCUUAGUGACAAAGCAACGUGAAGUGCUUGUCUGGGUCAGCUUACGACCUUGAGCUUGAAGGGGUCACUAUUUGUAAGGCUGAGCAUUUACUAUGGGUGUACUUUUAAAAAUUUAUGUUUUCUUUUUCUUCUAUUUAUUUUUUUAAAGACUUGGUUAUUUGUUUGAAAGUCAGAGUUAUAGCAAGAGAGGGAGAGAGACAGAGAGAGACAGAGAGAGACAGAGACAGACAGACACCCUCCAUCUGCUGGUUCACUCCCCAUAUGGCUGCAAUGGCCAGGGCCGAGCAGGUCCGAAGCCAGGAGCCAGGACCCAGGAGCUUCAUGUGGGUCUCCCACAUGGGAACAGGAGCCCAAGCACUUGUGCCAUCCUCUGCUGUCUUCCUAACAUAUUAACAGGGAGCUGGAUUGGACCUGGGGCAGCCGGGACUUGAACUGGCGCCCGUAUGGGAUGCUGGUGCCGCAGACGGCUGCUUCACCCACUGCCCCACAGCACAAGCCUAAGAGUGUCCUUUUAGCAUGUACGCAGAGAUGAUGUGGAUUGGAUCGCUUGAUGUCAUGGUGUGGUACGUGCUCAUCUGGUGCCAGCUGUGGCCUCUUGCUGGCUAGAGGGGACAGAGGAUUUACGGUGAACACUGGAGCUGGUGUGUGUGCAGGAGGAGACCCCAGCUACUGACUCCCAGCGUCGAGAGCAGGUGAAGUGGCGCGUCCGGGCAGCGCCGGGUAUUCGGUGGAGACUGCCUUUCGUGCGUUUGCUGGUGGAACUCCGCUGUGUCGCUCCCCCUCUUCGUGGAGGAACGACACAGGACCCUGUGCUGUUUUUUCGUCUGCUCGGCCCUCCCCGGGUUUGCUGCUGGUUCUUCCCGGGUUAGCUACCGUCCCUUCCACCUCCGUGGAAGGGCGGUUCCCCCUGCCACUUUCCCCACUUCCGCGGGGGAGCGGCACACCGCCGGCCGGCUCUCUCGGGGGCUGCACAGGUGUUCCUUCAGAUAGAUGUUCCUGGUGCAUGCCGUCUCUCUCCUCCUUUAUAGUCCUCUCCACCAAUCCCAACUCUGCUACCCACACGCUGAGUACGCUGCUCUCCUCCAAUCAGGAGUAAGUCCUACAGUUUAUUGGUUGAACUGGAGGCAGCUGUGUAGAAGCUGUUUCUCCCUUCUCAGCGCCAUAUUGUGGGAGAGCAGAUGCAUAGAAUAAGUCUUAAUUCCAGUAACUUAGUCUAGUCCGAGUUGCUCCCAGUUGCUCCCCACACGCUGCCCUUCCUUCCUCUCUGGGGUCUCAGCCCUCCAUCCCCCUUACUCUCCGCAGCUCUGGUUCCCUCACAUGCGAGCCGUCUACUCCUCCGCAUCUCCUGCUUCCGUCUGGAAAGUGAGGGACGCCGUUUAAACUCUGCUCCAAGGUCCCUCUGAAUUUACCCUCAGCGAUCUUCCUAGAAAUGAAAUGGUCACCGCUUUACUUAAUGAAUAUCAAAGAACACCUGGCAAAGGCUGGAAGGACAAAAGCCAUCGUUCGCUUGCAUUUGGAAGUAAUUUCUUUUAAGUGUGCGUAGAGACAGAUUUUUUUUUCAAUCCAUGAGUGCGUGAUGCCGCAGUCGGUCUGUAGAAGGGCUGUGCCUUUGGGUUUUAAACUCCUCAGGGCUCCCAGCAUUAGCACACCAGUCGUGUGAUACUUGAAGUCUUUUCCCUGGCUCAUAUUGGUGACCCUCUGUGGAAUGGAGUCAAGUCUCUUGCACACCUCACUUUGUUCGAGAUAAUUAACGUCAUGGUGUGCUGCCACUCACCUCUGCAGCCAGCAAGGGGAGGGCGUGCCAGGAACAUCACCACAUAAGCGGGAUUCGGCCAUCGUGGUGCUUCUGCUUCCAGGAGAUGUGGUCGUGGCCCCUUCCAGGAGAGACCAGGCCUUCUUACCUUUAGCUCCCAACGAGGAGCUCAGAGCUGGUAGAUUCCAGUUCCCCCUGCAGCUCAGAAACUCUUUUUUGGUUUUGUUUUUAAAGAUUUAUUUAUUUGAAAAUCAGCGUUACAGAGAGAAGGAGAAGCAGAGCGGGGGGCGGGGGGGUAGAGAGAGAUCUUCCUUUCUCUGGUUCACUCCCCAAAUGGCUACAACAGCAGGAGCUGGGCUGAUCCAAAGCCAGGAGCUUCCUCCAGGUCUUCCAAGCAGGUGCAGGAGCCCAAGGACUUGGGCCAUCUUCUACUGCUUUCCCAGGCCAUGGCAGGGAGCUGGAUGUGAAGUGGGGCAGCCAGGACUCGAACCGGCGCCCAUAUGGGAUGCCAGCACUGAGGGCAGCAACUUUACCCGCUACACCGCAGUGCUGGUCCCUCAGAAACUCUUGAGUUCUUUCCAGUUGCUUGCUAAACUGUGUUGUUCGAUUCCUUUGAAAUCUUGAGAGUGAUAGCACCUUGUCUGGGAAAUGGAUCAGACUCUUCCCUGAUCUUCCUGCCACACCCACCCAGUCACACCCUGCAGGGCCUGAUUGAUAGUUGCCAUUGCAUUGUAAUUAUGAGUUGAUGUCCACUCCGCCUCAGGGGCUCUCUGCUGCUGCUCCGUGGUGUGGGCUACAGGAAAUGUUACAGCAUCCGGAGCUGGUGGCACCCCCGGCUCCUGCCGUCUCUCCUUGCUGUACGUGCUUUCUGGGAAAGGAGGGGGUCCCUAAAUGUGUCCCCCAAUUCUGUAUCACAGUUUACAGUGGCUGCAUCAGCCUCUCUUGGAUGCUGGGCCGCUCUAAGUCAGUUUUAUUCAUUGUAUGUUUGCAUUUGGACUCUGCUAUUCCAUAAUUUACUAUUUUUAAAGUGACAGCUCUGGUCUUGUGUUUGUCGUGAGCGAGGGCAGAGUUAGGCAGCCUGCGACUUGCCUCGCUGCCUCCCAUCCUCCCGGCGCCUGCUCAUUGACUGCUAACCUCCUCGGAGUCGGGCGUGAUCUCGCUCUCGACCCCCGUCACCCUUCAGGGCAGUUAAGUGAGGCUUUGCUUCCACUAUGAAUUAAAUAUGUCCUCGCUAUUAGAAGUAUUCCUGAACCCUUAGUGCUAUUGUCUGGCUAAACAAAUGCUAUUUUCAGAGAACUGAAAAGCCAUCCAUCUGCGUGCCCUCUCUUGAGGAGAAGCCACGGUUCUAUCCGGCAGGCACCUGUCGGCUGAUUCGUGGCUCCUCAGAGGCAGUGGCCAGUGGCCCUGUGAGUGUCAGCACGUGGACGGUUCUCACUGAUCCACGGACUCUGUGUGGGCUUCAGCGACGUCUCUGCACAAGACCGUGUUGUUAUUAAGCCUCAAAGCAGGUGGGCUGGUGAUUGCCUUUUGCCUCUUCCUCCUCAGCAGAUCCAAGCUCCGGGGAACUGUCCCUGGUGUACCAUGUCCCUGGCUUGCCAUGGGAGCCAGCGCUUGACUCACAACUGAACAAACAAGCUGGAAGUUGGAGAGUCACUCUGAAAAUGCACCUGCCUAGCAUCCAAGGAAAUGGCAAACGCCUAGGCUGUCCCUCUCCAGGGCGCCUCCAGAGUGGCCGAGCGGUGCCUCCUGGCCACGGUGUCGGCCUCAAGUCAGCACCUGGCUGGGGUCCCAGCUCUCCUUGCCCUCUUAGUGUUUGCUCCUGACCUGGCUGCCUUGAAUGGAGAAACCCCUUCUCUGUGAACUCAUGCCUGAACCUCAGAGUCAGGCGGUGUGCUUCCUGUAGAUAGAUAAUAAGAUGGAGUGCUGGAGUAAUUUGAAUUCUUUAUAGCAGAUGUGAUUAUAAAUGAUUUCCCUAUUUACUCAUAAACGACUAAAUGGAAGAUGAUUAGUGAGUUUUGUCUUCUGUUUUUUCCUAAGGUGAUUUCUUAAUCUUCCAGGCAAAUUCCUGUGAUACAGAAGAGAAAAAGAAAAACCCAUUAAAAGUUACUUAUAGCUUUGAGAAGCUGUUUAAAGCCUUUGAGCUGGGUGCUCUCUCCGUCCCUUCAGUAUGUUAAGGCACAGGAGUGAAAACACACGGCAGACAAUUCUGCUGGUUGUUAACCAAGAUCUGCAUCGCCAGGCGUGGUCCUGGCCAACUUCCUGUGCUGCCGACCCUGGUUGUGAGUGUAACAGGGCUUUCUCUGAUUGAAAAAUGCCUGCCAUGUUCCGUUUUUUGCUGUAUUGCCACUAAAAACUGAAUCUACGUGGAUCUAAAUCCUCCUACCUCCCGUUGUUUAACACCAUCCUGUGAUGUGGCGAUUGAAGAGGGCUGUUUUCCACCUUCAGUCGUAAACCCAUCGCCCUGUGAUUUCCUGCCCGUAAUCGUUGGUGUCUCAGGAGUUGCAGUUAAUUAAUCCUUCGUUGGCGAGGGAUUGGUACCCAUUGCCAUCAGAGCAUUUUUAGUCACUCGUGUGUGCAUUCUCCACUGGGCUUGGGUUCGAGAGGCCUCUAGUUCCACGCUGUGUUUUCCUCUGACCUCACUUCUGUUAGGCAGAGACCCUCUGUGUCCAGCAGGCAGAGAACAGGAGUGUGACCUCAGCAUGCAGGCCCUUUCCUUACCCCCUGGGCAGCAGUGGGGGCUGGGCUGGCCUCCAAGGAGAAACGCCAAUGCCGGCAGUGCCUCUGUGGGUGCAGGGGUCUGUCCAGCUGGGUGGCGGUGGUGGGGAGGGGUCUGCCAGCCUGGGGUGGGAGGCUGAGAUGCCACUCGUUGUCCUCGGCAUUGUCCUGUGUCAUUGAGUUAUUCCAGCUCAGGACCAGGGCACUGCAUGAAGUUCAUAGAAAACAGACUUAGUAGUUUGUUUUGGGGGCUGUGGUGUGGAAUAGAGGGUAAAGCCACUGCCUGCGGCCCCGGCAUCCCACGUGAGUGUCAGUUUGUGUCCUGGCUACUCUGCUUGCGAUCCAGCUCUCUGCUGUGGCCUGGGAAAGCAGUGGAGGACAGCCCGCGUGCUUGGGCCCCUGCACCCACAAGGGAGACCAGGAGGAAGCUCCUGGCUCCUGGCUUCCACCUGGCCCAGCUCUGGUUGUUGCGGCCGUCUGGGGAGUGAACCAGCAGAUGGAAGAUCUCUCUCUGCUAUGGAACACUGAGUUUCAAAAUAAAUGGACAAAUCUUUUUUUGUUAAAAAGAAGUUUAUCUUGGCGCCCCAGAUUUUAGAAGCCAGGCAUCGUAGUCUUCUUCCUACACAGGGAUUUCAGGAGUUUUUGGCACCUGCAGAAACUCUGAUUCUACUUUGUGCGAAGCUUCCACGAUUCCUCAGGCGAGCCUGCCGCGCAUUCCUGAUGAGUUUCUGUGAGAGUUUUGUGUUCAGGGCCUUGAGCUCAGUGUUGCAGUCUGUUCUCUGCACGGUGUGUCCUGCUGAGGCCUCGUCUCCCCAUGCCCACCUGUUGCCCGCACCAGGGGCACACAAGCCAGGCACAGGUGAGGAAGAGGAUGGGGGACGAGGGGUGCUGUGUGUUGAAAGGUGCCUGAUGGGAGUCCUCACCACCCGAGGCCUCGGAGUGGUGGAGGGAGACGUUACUGGACCUGGCGCACCUGCUCAGGGCUCGGAGGUCACCUUGGCCUGGGGUCGGGUGCACCAGAGUUCCUUGGCCCUUUUACUCCUGACUUGCUUGCUGUCCUCUAAUUGAGGCGUCACCCACUGUCCACCCAGAGCAGGAUUCUUAGUCCUGUCUUGGUUCUGCAAUGAUGGAGAAGCCUCGGGCCUGACGCCUAGAGAGGGACUGGGGGAAGAAGGGAGGCUGGGAAUCCUCUGAACCCUUUGUCUUCAUCAUCAUCAUCAUCAUCUUCUUCUUCUUCUUCUUUUUUAGAUUUAUUUAUUUGAAAGAGAGAGAGAGAGAGAGAGAGAGAUCUUCUAUCUGCAGGUUCACUCCCCAAAUGGCCAGGAUGGCUGGGGCUGGGCCAGGACCCAGGAGCUUCAUCCAGGACUCCCACGUGGAUGCCAGGGCCCAAGUACUUGGGCCAUCUUGUGCUGCUUUCCAAGGCACUGAUAUUAGGGAGCUGCAUGGGAAGUGAACGUCCGGCAGCAGAACUGACGCUCAUAUGGGAUGCUGGCAUCGCAGGCCGUGGGCCUCACCCCUGCACCACGGUGCUGCCUCUCUGCCCCCUUCUUCCUGGUGUGGCUGCGGAAUCUUUGUUGUGUAACAGAGCACAGGCUUUCACAAGCCAGCAAAUACUAAAAAAGCAUUGCUGUUGAACAAAAGCGUGUGUCUUCCAGGUACUUCUGAGCCGCGGGAUGUGCCAGGCAAUAUUCUCAGCCUGGAGUGCAGAGAGGGGGUGGGGCUGGGGGCGUGGUAACAGGGGCCCCUCCAUGUUCUGGUCAGGGCAAGGGACCCUGGGAGCUGCAUUAGCUGUCAGAGAGCCAGUGACAAAACUUGCCAUCGCUUCGUUUAAUAAGAUCGUUUGACCUUCCGACAGCAGGAGGGGCCCCGUCUCUUAAUAGGAAACGGAGCUACAUUCUGAAAGCUUUGUUCUCCCAUAAAUUUCUUUUCUUUUCUCCACUUUUCCCACUUUAUCCCAGUCCUGUGCUGGAUCAUCCCAGGGUGCACAUAGUAUUUGAUGUACAGCUUCUUUGAACUCAUGGCUUUCUUUUUACUCCUCAGCCUCGCCUCUGGUGAUUGUGCCUUUUACAACUUUUGAACAAGCAAAGCUUGCUGGUGGUUUUAGCGUAAUCCAUUCGUUUGCUAGAUGGUUUCCAGCUCCAUGUCAAGGCCAGGAGCUUUGGGAGGUGCCCGGGAGGCAGACAGCAGUGCAGAGUCUCAUCUGGAGAGGUGGGGACAGCACGGAGGAUGUGCAAGAAGGACCCAGUGCAUGGAAUGCAGACUGGAGCUGGACGGAGUGGGUCUGGGAGCCCCAGGAGCUCGAUCUGGAGAAGCCAGCUGGUCCAGGAGAGCAAGCUAGCCUGGUCUCCGUAAGAUACCCACCCACACGGGACAACCCUUCUCACUUCGCCCAGGCCAGUUCUCCAAAGUUGGGCAGCGUCCUUAUAACGUUUUCCUUACUGGUUUGUUAAAACACAGGAAGAAAAUGCUAGAACAUGUUUCACGUUGGCUGGAGCCACAUACUGGCUUGGCUUGAUUUUAGCAGUCACCUGCAGAAUGGAUAGAGGAGGAGCAGGGAGGGUCCCAGGCAUUUUCCUGUGGCACUAAUGCAAUCAUCGGAUGCCAUUUCAAAUCAACCUUUUAAAGGUCAUUUUAAAAAUAGAAUAAUUGGCUACGUUGCAGAGAUCAUGAAGGACCAUGAAUAUGUGCCUAAGUGAUGAAUUAAAAACCUACAGUUGAUAUUGUAUAAGUGAGAGCCUUUAGCUCGAGAGGAAAUUGGCCGUGGCUCACAAGGAGUGCGGAAUCUUAAGCACUUCAGACUGGUUUGAAGGGCGCACAGAAGAUGGGUGUUGGCGCUGCUGAAGACACUGACGGUAGCUUUAACGCUAAGUGUUCUCUGAAAUGGGGUAGUGGGAAAAUAUCUCAGAAUUUAUACCCACGUACCACGGACGCUCGCUAGAUAGGAAUGCCCAGUUCUGUUAGUAAAAUAUGGAAAGUAGACAGUGUUUUUCAACUAGAUCCAUGAUGUGUGUAUGUUCAAGGUAGCCGAAACGCGAGGUCAUCUCACUGUGAUGUGGAGUUUGAAGUACAUCCUAGGGUUGCUUCGCUCUUGGACACACAGAGCUUUUCCCUGCAGCUGGGUGGGUGGAAGUGGACGUGAUGGGAGACGUUCGCUUGGCUCCAGAACGUCGUGAGCGUGGUCAGGCUGGGUGGAGACGAAACCGCUCUGCAGCCUGGAGUUAGAGCACCCGUGGGUGUCUGUUCGUGUCUCCCUGGAGGCUUUCCCCAGCAGGAGCCCCUGGGCGCUGUGUGUGCUGGAUGGUUGCCACACCAGCCAGAGUCGUGGGUGUUCUCAGGAGCUGGGCUUGCGAUGUUUGCAGCAACACAGGAGCCAUCAGCUCCUCCCCUGAGUGUGGAGCAUCAUGCGAGGUAACACUGAGCCUGGCCAUCGCCCGCGUCACAGAGACCCACGCAGGGCUCAGACCGUGGUGCUCAUGGGGACGGCGCAGGGGACGGGCAGAGGGCUGCCGUGGGGACAUCAUGGGGACCAUCUGGAGUAGAAGCUUCGUCUCCACAGCCUUUUGGAUGGAUUAUGGUCCUGGGUGCCCCGAGAAACCCUGGGUGCUCUUCCUCGCAGAUGUCAGUCAAGAGCUCACAGCAGGUGUUGGGAGUCGGAUGGCGGCCUCUCGAGGGGCACCCGGGGAAGUUCUCGCAUAGACCUCCUGCGGCCUCAGUGUUCCGUGAGGUGUGGGCUGCAGCCCAGCCUUUCUGAGGCGACUGCUGAAAUGCAAAUAGAAUUGCAGAACUAGGAACUGUCCUCAUUUAGGGACAUCUAUAGAAAGCAGAGCCCCACUCAUUUUGGUAGACUUGGUCAUUAGAAAGAUAAAUGAUGCGUUGGUUCCAAACGCAAGUCUCAGAAAUCAAUGCAGGGCCGGCGCCGCGGCUCACUAGGCUAAUCCUCCGCCUAGCGGCGCCGGCACACCGGGUUCUAGUCCCGGUCGGGGCGCCGGAUUCUGUCCCGGUUGCCCCUCUUCCAGGCCAGCCCUCUGCUGUGGCCAGGGAGUGCAGUGGAGGAUGGCCCAGGUGCUUGGGCCCUGCACCCCAUGGGAGACCAGGAAAAGCACCUGGCUCCUGGCUCCUGCCAUCGGAUCAGCGCGGUGCGCCGGCCGCGGCGGCCAUUGGAGGGUGAACCAACGGCAAAGGAAGACCUUUCUCUCUGUCUCUCUCUCUCACUGUCCACUCUGCCUGUCAAAAAAAUAAAAAAAAAAAAAUAAAAAAAAAAAAAGAAAUCAAUGCAGAGUCUCCAGGGCUCUCUUCCUCCCAGCUUUAGUUUUUUAUAUACAAUUGGGUUUGUCAAAUUCUAGGCCUUCCAAGAUGCACAGCUAAUUUAUGCAAUUUUCUCUGAUGAUCAUGUCAUUUCAUUUUCCAAUAAAUGUAAUUAUUUUCUUGCCCUUGCUUUCGUAUUUAGUUUUGAAGUUUUCUUUGGUUUGCUGUAAAUCACCCUUUACAAAUGCAGAGUGAAAGCUAGCAGGUUUGCUCCUCUAAUGUUGGCAAUUUCACGUGUCAUUGUAGAAUUCAUUCCAAACCUUAUUUAACUUGAUAACCAGUUAGCUGCCAUCGCAUGCCUCAUAGUUCUCCUUAUCGUGCGUUUGGGCACAUUGCAAAGUCCUCAAACACCGAGCCUCUUAUAAACUGGGCGUGUGCGCGGUUGUGCCUUCCAUUGAUCGUUGCCCUAUUUCCAUCAUUCCCAUGGACGUUCUCUCUUCCUUCAGUCAGUUUUGGUAGCAGCCACGAUGUUGUUUGGGAUCCGAAUACUGUUCCUUGCUGGAUUGCAAACUGCGAAGUUGUCCUGAAGUCAGUGGGACGCUAUCAAAAGCUGUCAAACAACGAGAUGUUAUGUGCACACUGGGAAUGCUUAGUAUUUCGACGUGUUUGCAGUUUGUCCUGGCUGGACAACUCUUGUUGUAGUUGAAGUCAGUCUGUGAUUUCUGUUACUGCAUCUGAAAACAGCUGUGCUCUGCGACACUUCCCAGAUCACUUAUGGUUUGUCUGAACUGUGUGUGGAAAAGGGAGCGUGAAAGAUACGUUUUAUGUCUGUUAGCGUCCCCCACACGAAUGAGCUGGACGCCCGGUGCUGGGAGAAGUCUGUGCAAAUGCAUUCAAGUUGACUGUUCCAAGAUGCUUGCACUGCGUUGCAUGCUUCUGGGCACCCAACCCUCGAGGCACCGUGAAUGCCGGGCCUGCACCUCCCACAGAGGCCAAAACUUCUGCUAGAAAAGCCAGAGCCGGCAAGGCCCAGUGUUGGGAAGGUUGCUUUCCGAGGAAGUGCCCCACCUUGGGCGGCCACAGGUGAGCGGGUGGAGACAGAGCCCGUGGGCUGGGCUGUCUUAGUAGCCGGCUGAGCUUUAUCCUGACUCGGACCAUUCAGCAUAAGGUCACGGAGCAGCCAGUCCGGUCUCUUGCUCCUGUCCAGCAGAAGAGUGGGGCAGUACUUGUCCAUUGUCUGUGACCCCCAGACUGCUCCUCCAUUGUCUGUGACCCCCAGACUGCUCCUCCAUUGUCUAUGAUGCUCAGACAGUGGUUCUUUGCUGAGUCGCCCCUGGAAGACGAAUGUGAGCCAUGGAAACAAAGCUCUGAGUGUCCUAAGCUUGGGUGCUGCUCCUUUGACUCCUCCUCCUUCCCCCCCUGCACUAGGGUGGAUCCAACCAAGAGGGACCUCCAGGGGUGGCUGGGGCUCCCCUCGACAGGGUUUCCCCAUCCUUCCUCUCCUCUCGUGGUCGGUCUGUCGCAGUCCCGCUGUGGGCUUCUGUCUGCACCUGGCCUCGGUGUGCUCUUGAGCCUUUCCGGUGGCUUCUGUAUCCCUGGCGCAGGCCCGCGGCCCUCCGGCGCCCUGGCUGGCUCAGCUCUCACUUUCCCUGCAUGUCCACUGUGUUUCCUUCUGCUCCUCCGGCUUCUGCCCCAGGCAGCCUGCACUCACUUUCACCUCCUCCCGGGGACCUCUAGGCAGCAGAGGAGUCUGGCCACCGCAUCGAAGAGCUUGUGAGGAACUUUUGCCAGGAUCUGCCUGCUGGGCGCCGUCCUGCCCAGGCUUCUGCCUUCCCGAGCCCCUGGGGUAGGGGUAGGAAGGCAAGAGCUCAGGCGCCCUGGGUCAGUGGUGUCUGGGAAGUCGGGUGGCCGAGGCCCUGGACCAGUGUCUUUAGGCCUCCCCCAGGCUUCUCCUUUGCAGAAGAGACUGACCUAUGACAGUAUUUUUAAUUCCCUAAGCCUGAGUUUUUCUUUGUCUGUCUUGGCCAUAUUGAUAAAAACUUCCUGUUGGGGCUGGCGUUGCAGGUAAAGCUGCCACCCUUGGCACCAGUAUCCUGUAUGGGCACCAGUUUCUGUCCCAGCUGCUCCACUUCCUAUCCAUUUCCCUGCUAAUGGCCUGGGAAAAGCAGUGGAAGAUGGCCCAAGUGUUUGGGCUGCAACCCACAUCGGAGACUUGCGAGAAGCUCCUAGUUCUUGGCUUUGGCCUGGCUCAGCCCCCCAGCUGUUGGAACCAUCUGGGGAGUGAACCAGCAAAUGGAAUCUCUCUGUCUCUCUCUGUCUCUGUCUCUGUCUCUCCUUUUCUGUAGCUCUUUCAAACAAAUAAAUACACUUUCUGUCCUCUAUCUUGGAGUUCAGUUUUUUAAAGUUACUGAUUUGGAUGUUUGUGUUUUACAUCCCCUGAUGUAAAUUGUUUGCUGAGAUUCAAGUUGGAAGCGUGGUGAAAACUGCUGUGAGAGGGCGAGCUGGCUUGGGGGCUGGGACAUGAGCCCAGUCCUGGGGACGUGGGGAUGGCUCUUGCUUCCGGUUUCCCUGGAUUUGGACCUGGGUGGGUCGGAUCACGUCUAGCUUCAUUGGAGCAGUGCCGUGGAUGGCGAUUUGCUUCGGGCGAGGCUUGGCUGUGCCGGCGUAGCAGGCGGUUACACUGGUGCUCGUGGUUAAGAGGGUGGCUCUGUGCCAUUGGCAGAGUCUGUGACCACACAGCGUUUCCCAGGUGUUUCCCGGCUGCCGCUGGAGGCCAUGCCGGAGUCCAGGCGGAGGCCGCCCUGUGACCUCCGGAUGAGAAGCGUCACUCGGCAGCACGAUAUUCUCGUUUUUCCUCUCCUAAUGUAUUUUAUUUUUAUGGCUCAAAUACAAAUAACCUGAGGUCCAGCGUGCCAGCCAGCUUCCCGUGAACAGUCAGCGGCUCCGAGCGCUUUCCCCGGGGUCCCCAGCGUCUCGGGUACACUCCCUCCAUCCCCUCCCAGGCAUCCUUGCUCUCUCAACAGGGUGGUCUGCUCUGUGCAUUUCACGCACAUGGCAUCUCGAGUGUGUGACUUUUUCUGGCUGCUUUUGCUUGGCGUGUUUUCAGGGUUGACCCGCGCUGGAGCGCGUGCCAGCACCGCCGUCCUUUUUGAGGCUGAGAACUGUUCCAUUGAAUGGACACAGCACGCAUGCUCACCUCUGUGUUCCUUGACGGACACCUGGGUUGCCGCUGUGGACACCACUGCUGUGGCCACUUGAGAGCAAGGCUUUUGUUUUGCUCGACGCCUGUUUUUCGUGCUCUGGGGGCUGUGAUCACCUACCUGGGUGUGCAGCUCCUCACUUGCAGAGUGAUUCUGUUUGAUUUCUUGAGUAAAGGAAGUUCUUUUUAUGUUUUUGUUUGAUGGAAUCCUCCUGAGAUACGCCACUGACUGGAGUGGUUGGUCUGGAAAGACUGGCCUCUUUUUUAUUAAUUAUAUUUGUUCUGGAGGGGUAACAGGGGGCUGCCUUUCAUGUCGGCAGAAGCUCAGGGCCUUCACGCAGAGUGGAGGCGCAAGGCAUCCCAGAGCGGGACGGGGCUGCGUCAGGUGGGAGAGGAUGAGAGUCCUUGGGUCAGAUUCACAGGACAGCAGAUUUUUUUUUUUUUUUUUAAGAAUUACUUAUUUUAUUUGAAAAUCAGAGUUACAUAGACAGAGAAGGAGAGGGAGGCAGAGAGAGGGAGAGAGGUCUUGCAUCCGCUGGUUCACUUGCUAACUGGCUGCAACAGCUGGAGCUGUCAAUCCGAAGCCAGGACUAGGAGCUUCUUCUGGCUCUCCCACGUGGGUGCAGGGGCCCAAGCACUUGGGCCAUCUUCUGCUGCUUUCUCAGGCCACAGCAGAGAGCUGGAUCAGAAGUGGAGCAGCUGGGACUUGAACUGGCAUCCAUAUGGUAUGUCAGUACUACAGGCAGUAGCUUUACCCGCUACGCCGCAGCGCUGGCCCCAGCAGAUCUGUCUUGGUCGCAGUGGACGUGUGCCUUCUGCAGGAAUUCGUCUGUAACCCAUCGGCCUGUUCAGAGAAGUCAGUGUCACAUGUCCAGGGCUCUCACCUGCAGCUCUCCGUGUGGACAGGCUGGGAGGUGUGGGGAACCGGCGUAAAUCCGCGGCUAAAGCAGCAGGCUGAGAAAGGCUGCCGGGGCGGGGGGCCUUGUCUGCGCUCCCGCUGCCCUGUCUUUAAUUCAGACCCAGUCACAUGGAUCAAGCAGGAGCUCCUGUUCCCAGUCACCCUCAUCGUAUUUCAAGUCCUGGCGGCCGUUGGACUGAGCAGAGCAGCUGUGGAGUGUUCCCUCCCGGCAGGCAAGAGUUUUGUGCGGCAGGGAUGGAGAGAUGGUGGGUGCAGGAGUGCCCGCAGCAGCUGCUGACCGCUGGGGAGGUGCUGGGCGGGAGGGGAGCUGAUGGACGACGGGCAGGUGUCAGGAGUUGAUCCUGGAAGGGCAGCACACGGCGCUGACUCCGUCCUGGAGCAGGGCACACUCCCAGCCUGGGGCCUCAGACCCUGUGUGUCAACUGGGCCUCACACUUGCCCCCCGGGCUGCUCAGAGCCAGGUGGGCCUGGGUCGUGCUGGUGCCUGGUGUUGGCUGCUUCUCUCUGGGGAGAAGAGGACAGGUGUUGAGUGUUGAGCCUGCUCAAGUGGCACUUUAGUUCUGUAGAAAUUCAUUUGCUUGGGUUUUGUAAAGAUUCUGGUUGGAAACAGAAUGAAAAUGAAGGCAGACCCUUGGCUGUGGCUGUGGCCCCUCCUUGCUGGGAGGGGCCGCAUGGUCUUGGGAGGGGCCGAGACAUUGGGUCGCAGGCUGCUCUAAGGGGUGCACACACACUGUGUGAAACCCAGUCCCCCCAGUCCUGCGGCCGGGGUGCGUGCCCAGGGCGUCGGCCGGGCCCUGCAGGCUCGCUGGGGGGACCUCCUGGUGUGCCCUGCAGCUCGGUGCUGCCUGUCCUGCCGGCCUUGGGGUUCUCUGGCUUUCGGUCUCCUGGCUGCAGCCUCUGCCCCUGCCUUCACAGGGCCUCUGUCCUGUGCGUCUCUGAGCCCCGGCGCCCCCCUUCUUUUCUGAUGUGGUCACUCGUCCUUGGACCUGGGGCCCCCUGAAUGGAGUCUGGUUUUUGUGUGAGGACUGUUUCUGGGUACUUUGGCAUGCCUAGGCACUGCGGUGUCUUUGAUGUUGUCCCCACCGCUGUGAUAGAAUCCCCGAGGCUGGGAUCCCGUUGCCUGGGAUGCUGGCAUCCAUAUUGGAGUGCAGGUUCCCCUCCUGGCUGCUCCACUUCCGAUCCAGCUCCCUGCGGUCUGCCUGGGAAGACAGUGGAGGAUGGCCCAAGUGCGUGGGCUCCUGCAACUCACAUGGGAGACCGGGGUACAGUUCCAGGUUCCUGGCCUUGGCCUGGCCCAGCCCCAGUUGGAUCACAGAUGGCUUCCUCUCUCCUCCUCUCUAUUUGCCUCUCCCUUCCUCUCUCUGUACCACUGUGCCUUUCAAAUCAACAAAACAAGAUGUUCAAUGAAGACAUGUUUUGGGGGGACAGACAUGCAGACUGUAGACUGAGCAUGUUUUGAGGGUGGGGCAGGAUCCCACUCCCUGUAGGGGUUGGUGUGGGAUGCAGUGGGGAAGGGUGGCAAUGGGCGGGCUCCCAGGAGGACUCCGAGGGUUGGGCCCCCUCUAUCCUGCUCCACGACCAGUGCCUGUUGGUGGCUGCACACCCUGACCGUCCUCUCUAAUGGGGCUUCUGAGGGUCUGGGGAGUAGGCUGGAGAGGAGGUGGCUGGAAGGGGGCCUGCAGGGUCAGGACCCACUGGCCAGCUGUAGGUUCACCCCCUUCCAUGGCCUUCCUUCCCUGUCCACCUCACACCCUGUGUGGCAGCUACUUCCCCUGCUGUGUUCCUGGAGAGCCCUGGCUGGCCCGACUGCUCAGGCUGUGGCUACAACAGGACUGUGCUGCCUGCUGCUCUCUGCUGUUUUCCCCGCUGUCUCACUGUGGUUCAGGCCCUUCAGGUGCCCUGGAACGGGGCCAUUUUCCUGUCUGUGGACGUCUGAACUUCAAGUGCUUUUUCUUUCUGGAAAUCUCCGUCAUUUGGAGCCAGGCUUUGCCUCCUGGAAGCUAUGUAGACGGGUAACCAAUUUUCUCCCAUUUUGAGGUGACAGAGGCCUGCAACGCAUCCCCAUGACUGUGCUGGUGUAAGGUUCAAAUAGAAUGAAAGAGACCGUGGGCCGUUUAAUAGUCGCAUCACGUAGCUCCCGCCUGACAGCGGUACUGCCCUUCUUCAGCAACACUGUGCCUGGCACGAGGAUUGUGGGGCUAAGGGACCCCCCCCCCAGCCCUGGAGGGCUAAGGAGAGGGCCCUGGCUUCAAAGGAGCGGCGGCAAUGCUGCUGGUGCUGUGGCCGGCUCACAGGCCCACUUGUCCUGCCUCGUGCGUGUUGCUCCACUCUCUGUCACUGAGCCGUCACCUGCAGGGCAUCUGGGCUGUGCUGAGUCACUGUGGCCCCAGCCUGACCCCCUAGUCACAGCAGUGUCUGCCUGCCCAGCCCGUUUCACUUUCUCUGCCAAAUCCCCUGGUGGCUGCCUGUGUGCCCAGCAUUUGGGAAGAGGGGGUGAACAGUGAUUCUGACCACUGUGUGGGAAGGUGUUAGAGAGAGAAGAGCUGGUAGUUUAUUUAGGCCAGAGCUGGACACAGAGAAAAUGGUCAGCGUGUCCAGAACAGCUGUGCAUGGCCAGAGUCAGCCAGCCCCUUGGAUCUGCCUGCCCGUGUGUGGCAAGGUUGACCCAAGGGCUGGAUUUCUGUGCUCUGGGGACCCAUCUGUGACAAAGCCAUGGGGGUCAGAAAGCUCAUGUGUGUGUACAUGUGUGUGUGCACAUGUGGUGGACAGGGUCCAGGAUGCGUGUGCACAUGUGGUGGACAGGAUCAGGAUGUGUGUGUGCACAUGUGGUGGACAGGGUCCAGGAUGCGUGUGUUACAUGUAUGGACAGGGUCCAGGAUGCGUGUGUGCACAUGUGGUGGACAGGGUCCAGGAUGUGUGUGUGUACAUGUGGUGGUCAGGGUCCAGGAUGUGUGUGUGCACAUGUGGUGGACAGGAUCCAGGAUGCGUGUGUGCACAUGUGGUGGACAGGGUCCAGGAUGUGUGUGUGCACAUGUGGUGGACAGGGUCCAGGAUGUGUGUGUGUACAUGUGGUGGACAGGGUCCAGGAUGUGUGUGCACAUGUGGUGGACAGGAUCCAUGAUGCGUGUGUGCACAUGUGGUGGACAGGGUCCAGGAUGCGUGUGUUACAUGUAUGGACAGGGUCCAGGAUGCGUGUGUGUACAUGUGGUGGACAGGGUCCAGGAUGUGUGUGUGCACAUGUGGUGGACAGGAUCAGGAUGCGUGUGUGCACAUGUGGUGGACAGGGUCCAGGAUGCGUGUGUGCACAUGUGGUGGACAGGGUCCAGGAUGUGUGUGCACAUGUGGUGGACAGGGUCCAGGAUGUGUGUGUGCACAUGUGGUGGACAGGGUCCAGGAUGUGUGUGUGCACAUGUGGUGGACAGGGUCCAGGAUGUGUGUGUGUACAUGUGGUGGACAGGGUCCAGGAUGUGUGUGUGCACAUGUGGUGGACAGGAUCCAUGAUGCGUGUGUGCACAUGUGAUGGACAGGGUCCAGGAUGUGUGUGUGCACAUGUGGUGGACAGGAUCCAGGAUGCGUGUGUGCACAUGUGGUGGACAGGGUCCAGGAUGCGUGUGUUACAUGUAUGGACAGGGUCCAGGAUGCGUGUGCACAUGUGGUGGACAGCAUCAGGAUACAUGUAUGCACAUGUAUGGACAGGGUCCAGGAUGCGUGUUACAUGUGGUGGGCCGGAUCGAUGAUGUUUACUGCAGUCCUGUACAGUGACUGCCUUGGGAAUAUUCUGAAGCACUUUACCCAUUUUCUUUUAAAGAUUUGCUUAUUUAUUUGAAAGAGAAAGUGGCAGAGUCAGAGGGGGAGAGGCAGAGAGAGAAAGAGGUCUUUUUUUUUUUUUUUAAAGAUUUAUUUUUUAUUUAUUUGACAGGCAGAGUUACAGAGAGAGGUAGAGACAGAGAGGUCUUCCAUCUGCUGGCUCACUCCCCAGAUGGCCGCAAUGGCCGGGGUGCUCCGAUCUGAAGCCAGGAGCCAGGAGCUUCUUCCAGGUCUCCCACGUGGGUGCAGGGGCCCAAGGACCUGGGCCAUCUUCUACUGCUUUCCCAGGCCACAGCAGAGAGCUGGAUCGGAAGAGGAGCAGCCGGGACUAGAACCGGCGCCCAUGUGGGAUGCUGGCCCUUCAGGCCGGGGUGGUAACCCGCUGCACCACAGUGCUGGCCCUAGUCUUUUCAUGGAUGCGACCGCCAGGGCUGGGCCAGGCUGAGGGAGGAGCCUGGAACUCCAUCUGGCUCCUCCAUGGGGGUGGAUGGGACACAAGCACUUGAGCCGCCUUCCCGUGCCUUCCCAGGUGCAUUAGCAGGAGCUGGAUUGGAAGCAGAGCACCCGGGACUAGAACCAGCACUCGCAUGUGGGAUGAUGAUGUGGCAAGGGGUGGUUUAACCCAGCCCUAACCCUUUUCCCAUUGUUGCUGUUCCUCACUGUAGGCCUGUUUGACUUUUUUUUUUUUUAAUUUGACAGAUAGAGCUAGACAGUGAGAGAGAGACAGAGAGAAAGGUCUUCCUUCCAUUGGUUCACCCCCCAAAUGGCCAGCGCUGCGCCAAUGCAAAGCCAGGAGCCAGGUGCUUCCUCCUGGUCUCCCACGUGGGUGCAGGGACCCAAGCACUUGGGCCAUCCUCCACUACCCUCCCGGGCCACAGCAGAGAGCUGGACUGGAAGAGGAGCAACCGGGACUAGAACUCGGCGCCCACAUGGGAUGCCUGUGCUGCAGGUGGAGGAUUAACCAAGUGAGCCACGGCGCCGGCCCCGACUGUUUGACUUUCAAUGUGGGAGCUUGAACAACUCGUGGGAGAAUCUUAGGGAGUCUGUGCUUUCUCCCUUACGUUUCUGGGUUGGGCUUUGUGCCCGAUUGACAGGCGGUACUCCUAGGAGCAGUGUGCUCCGGCAGCUGGGUUGACAUUGGGGACUGAAUGGCCCGGGAUGCUGGUGCAAGAGCUGGGGCGGGCGGGGCUGUUUAAUGGCCAGACUCUGCUGCAGGGCGCUGGAGGACCGGGGCAGAGCGGCUUUCAGAUUCAGCUGCAGACGUGGGCAGCCACGGCACGGCAGCAGCCAUGUCGCCAUGGUUCUUCCUCUCUGGACGUCUGUGGCACGGGCACUGCUGUCGCCCCUGGGUCCUGUGUUUCUGUUCUGACAUACAGGAGGCCGCCCUGUCCAGCAUCUGUCCCUCUCUGUCCAGUCCCCGUGCAGGCCUCUGCCUGGUGGACCCGGGGCCCUGUGGGCGGCGCUGGUCUUGGUCCACCUGCCUCUCUCGGGACCGCCUGCUCCUUCUGGGGCUGGUGGGCUCUGCCUCACAUCUCCAGACACAGAACCCUGAGGUCUGAGAGGAAAAUCUGGGGACCACAUGUGUGUGAGCUCAGACCCUCCAAAUGCAACCGCUUUAAGAUGCGUUUUCUGGAGAAAUAUGUAAAUUAAUAAUUGCUUCAUACAUUAUUCAAGAAAAACUUAUUUUGUAUCACUGAUAGCUCUCCUAAUCUUAUAUAAAGAUAUGCUAAUGGGUUUAAUUAAAAUAAUUAUGCUGAAUAAUGUAGCCUGAACUUUACCCUAAAAUAGUGUCGAUUAAUCAUCAUCAGUAGUAAUAUUUUUAGCCAGAGAGACACUUAUGGCAUUAAACCGAUAUUAGACAGAAAGUGCAGUUUUUGGUUUUGUUCUACAGUUUAGAUUAAGUUGGCAUUCUCACAAGAUGUAUGACAGUGAAGUUGGCCUAGAGAAUACAAGUAAAUUUAUUUAGUUUUUUAAAACCUGAAGUAUUUGAACAUUUUCUGCUCUUUCUUAGUUCUUUUAUGCAUUUUCUUUCUUCCCCGCUAAAACUUGGUUUCAUUCCGUGUCUCUUGUUCAUGUGAGUCAGGUUUGACCUCACUUUUCCUCCCUUAAGAUGGUGAUUGCUAAACACCCCGAGUUCUCGGUCGCCUGGCAGUUCAGAGUCGAGCCCGUCUGUAAGAGGGCCGCUCAGGAACCGGCUCUUCCUUUGGUGUGCAUGGAGGCAGCUUCACCGCUGGCUGGUUCCCUCCGGUGUUGCUGCGGUGUCGUCCCGUGGUGCGUGGCUUCCGUUCCACACUCAGUGGUCAGUGGCUUCCGUUCCACACUCAGUGGUCAGGGCCCUGUUGUGUCGAUGGUAAUGUCAGUUUUUGCCUAAUGCCUAAGGCGUUCACGUGUCCAUGUGUGUGUUCUCGGCAUGUCAGUGGGUCAGUGCCUAUGUGUUGGUUGUCCGGACACCCAAGUCCAUUUAGAAUUGGCCCUGCCCAGCCUCCAGUGGACAGAGGGAAGCUUUACCAAGUUGAAAGAAAAGCAGAAGCCAGCACUUACACUGCCAUCGAGCGUAUUUAGCUAGGCUUCCUAAAGAACAACCUGCUUAAAAAGUAAGUGUUCAGGGGCCGGCACGGUGGCUCACUUGGUUAAUCCUCCACCUGCGGCGCCGGCAUCCCAUAUGGGCACCGGGUUCUAGUCCUGGUUGCUGCUCUUCUAGUCUAGUUCUCUGGGCAGUGGAGGAUGGCCCAAGUGCUUGGGCCCUGCACCUGCAUGAGAGAACAGGAGGAGGCACCUGGCUCCUGGCUUCGGAUCGACGCAGCGCCAGCCGUGAUAGCCAUUUUGGGGUGAACCAACGGAGGGAAGACCUUUCUCUCUGUGUCUCUCUCUCACUGCCUAUAACUCUACCUGUCAAAUUUAAAAAAAACUUAAAAAAAAAGGUAAGCAUUCACUUGACAAAGUUCACUUAUGACUUAAAGAACAGUAGGUGAAAAAAACAUAGCUAAAACCAGUGAAUGUGUCACGGUUUCUGUUCUUGUGUGGGCCAGGUGGAGAGGUGUGUUUGUGCACAGAGUGUGGGCGCUGGCCCCUAGCCCCGGGGGUGGGAGGAGCCCAUCCCCACUCAGCUCUGUCUCUUGGGGACGUCCCCCAGGGCUCAUCUCCCACCCCACAUUGCCAGUGAGUUGACUGACGGGAUGCCAUCCCAGCAUGCCACAGGGCCCCAGCCAAGCAGACGUGUUGGCCUCCUGGUUCCCCACCCACAACCCAGUAGAGCCAGAUGCAUGCUGAGCCAGCCCUUGCUGAAAUACAGGACUGACUGAUUAAAGGUUAAAAAAAAUCUAGCAAAAGUGGAAAACAGAAACCUUGAUGGGGCUCAGUUUACUUCUCCAUGACUUCUGCGAUUGGUGGCCGAUGUCACUCGGUAUUUGCCACCACGUGGGCCACUUCCUAAGUGAAGGAAAAGCAGGGUGAGAGGUGUGCUCAGCCGGGUUUUCUUGGUUAAUGUUUGCAAGUGUCCUGUGCUGUCCUGCCACCACCACUGGUGGCAGCAGCGGCCAUCAGCUCCAGAUCCACAUUGACGUCUGGAGCCGAUGUCCUGUGUGCAGUUUUUCACCUCAUGUUCCCAGCAGCCGUUGAGAUGGUCCAGUUAAUCCCCAUUGUUCUGUCCUUGGGGAGCACUGGCUGGAAGUACCUCCCUCUUGGUGUCACACAGCACGUGGUGGAGGCAAACUUUGCACCCAGUGUGGGCCCAGAGCCCUGCCCCCAUCCGGCACCACCUCCUGUGCAUUGUGCCGGCCACAUUUCUCCACGGUGCACUCCCUGGUUUUUAUUUCUGGAAGCGUCUUUCUGCAGAUGAGAUUCUGCCCAGCACUAUGUCUGCACAGCUCCGCUGCCUCCGCUUUCUCUGCUGGGCUCUCCUGCUUGGCAGGCCCCUAGCCCUUGAAGGCCUGGCUCCUUCCACUUGAAAGAGACUCACAUUUCCUGAAAUCGUCCACUCUGCAGAGAAAGCAGCAGCCUUUUGCUGUCAGCAUGAGCAGAAUCCCAGAUGCUGGGAAUCCCCGACCCAGCGCCAGGGGAGGAGGCAGGCAAAGCUGGCUGUGAUCCUUAGCAACACACAGUGAGUGGCACAGGGCUGUGGAGGGCAGCUGGCUGGAAGUCUGAGCUCCGUGCAUCCUGGCCUGCCCGCCACACUGGAGAGAGGCAUCAGUUUUCCCCAUUGGCUAAGGCUGGCAAAUCCUGUGGCUCAGGGCUCCUGGUCAGUGGGCAGCAGAGGCCCACUGUGUGUCUGCAAGGGCAGAGAUGGGGCCGUCUGAAUGGGCUCACUGUGUCACCUCAUACACAGUGGAAAUGUGUCUGGGAGCCCAGCCCCUGUGCGUCCUGGGGAAGAUGACUUGGAGACUUAGGACCGGGUUAGCUGCUGUGUUUGGGGCAGGUGCUGGGUUGGGGGAAUGGCACGUGGACAGCCUCCGAGCUGGUCGACCUGGAAGUUACUCCGUGUGGCCUGAGAGAGUCCUGUGGUGGGUGUGGCCCAGGGAGGUGGAGCCAGAACCUAGUGGCCUCUGAGGAUACAGAGCAGGUUCCCUUGCAGUCCCAGAGCCGAGGUUAUCACCCAGGUCUCUACAUGAGGCUUGCAUCUUAGGAAGGCUCCUCUGAUGUCCAGUGAGGCAAGGAUCUGAGAUUAUCCGUGUGGAUGCAGGGAGCCCUGGUAGGAGACCCAGCGAGGGCCUUGGCAGCCGAGCAGCGGGAGCUAACAGCGGCCGGCACCAGGUGUUUGCAGGAAGAGAGAAGAUGGGAGGACCAGGAGCUUGAUUUAAAAUAGACGGAGCUUUCUGUUGCUUAGAACUGGUCCAAGGGGAGGAAGGACCCCCCUGGCAUGAUGUACCGGCCUCUGCCGUGCAGCCUGGGGAUUGGGGGUCUCCAUGGUGCAGCUCUGAGCUGUAAGCAUGGGGGACGGAGGGUGUGGAGAUGGUGCCCAGCCCACACAGUCGCAUUUUCAGGGCCUGGGGCAGCCUGCCAGCAUCCAGUGGCUGGCCACUGAGGGUGUGGGGUGUCGCCUGGGAGAACGUGUGGGCUCCACGUGGUGACUAGAAGGAGUCAGAGCUUGGCAGGGGUGAGGUCCCCGAGGGGUAAGUGGAGGAAUCCCAGGGAUAGGGCCACACAUGGGAUGCUGGGAAGAAGGCGAAGGUGGUCACCUGGGGGCUAGGUCAUGGGUACCAUGGCAGUGAAGGGGCAGCCUUGUCCCGCGGAGGUGGCACAGAACAGACUGAGGCCCCUGUGGCCGUGGCAGGAAUGGACUCCCAGUUGUGGCCUUGGUCAGGCUGCAGGAAGUGGCAGGAAGGCAGGCCCACAGUUUGGGGAAUCAUCAAGGAUGAAGAGGAGGGUGGGCCAGGGGGCUGUGGAACCCUUUGGAGGUGGGAGGCUGGCGUGAGGUCCCUGUGACGGGAGGAAAGAGAGAGGGGGAGAAGCUGUUUUGGCUUGGCUGGUGGAUGGCUGAGCUGGUUUCCUGCUCCUGUCUCUGGACAGAGGUGAAAUGGUGGGCCAGGCCACAGGGAAAGUGGGGUGGAAGGAGAGAGACCCAGCUCACCUGGAGAACAGGGCUGGACCCGAGGGGCAAGGCGGGCGCCCCCCUGCACCCUGUCUGCCCUCUGAUGGGUGGGCCAUGACUGCUCUCGAAACCUCACCCACUGUGAGACGUGACGCCUGUCAAGCAGAAUUCUGGCUAACCGGGCUCUGGGUGCCAGGAGUGUGGGCAGGCCCCACAGGGGAAGGCUUGGGAGACCUGCCCCGCCCUCCCACUGUCCUGGCCUGUGCAGUGCCCGGUGGCUGGAGGGGCCCAGUGGAAGGCGGCCAGCCAGGCCUGAGCUGUUUGUUGCCAUCUGCCCGGUCCCCAGCAAGUGGUGUUUGCAAGGCCCGGCAGGCGGGUGAAGCUGUCAGGCACAGGAGACAACGCGGGAAGCCACUGCCUCUCUUAUCCUCUGGACACUCACAGACUCAAUGAGACACUUGAGGAGACUGAGCGGUCAGCCUGGGCAAAUGCCCAUUACUGAACGUCAUGAUAAAUAUUUUUCAGUUUUUCAAAGCAACUCUGAAGUAGUUGAAGCAGAACAUUUGAAAUCAGAAUGAAAUUAUUUCUCUUGAAAGCUCUUUGCCAGCGCUUCUCAAGGGAGGGGAUUGGAACCCCUUGAUCUGGUGGACCCUGAAGCAAGGGGUUUGGGCCUGGAAGAGCAGCAGCCCUGGCAGGUGGGUGCCUCCCCAGGCGGGUGGUGCCUCCUUGUCCGUGUCAUCCUGACUGUGGCGGGUUGAGCUUUGGGGUUGUACGUGACUGACUUUGCAGGCGGACAGAGUGGCUCCAGGUCCUGACAGUACCAAUCUGGGCAAAUGGCUGCACCUUUUUUGUGUGUGUGCCUCCACUUCUCACCUGUAAACGGGGUUAAUAAAAGGCCUUUCCCCUGUGGAUGUCACAGGACUAAAGUGUCCAUGGCAGCACACACAGAGACCUGCACACGUGGAGGCACGUGGAGAGUAUUCCAGUUUCUGGCAUUAGGUGACUGGGAUUCAGCUGACGUGGUUUGAAACGCUCUGCUUGGCGGCUGGGACACCGUUCUCUCCAAUCUUUCAGACAAUUUCCAGGUAUGGGAGUAGAUCAGGUGAUAGGAUUUCAGUUGGUUUUAAAUGAAGGUAAAGUUUGCCUACGGUAAAAUGCACUUUUUCUUCUUGUCCACAUUUUAGCUCUGGGAGUGUAUGGUCAACUCCCAGCUCCUCCGCCCCCCAUGUCCACCUCAGGGCAGCCACUGCUGUGUUCCCUACCCCAGUCGCUGGCCUUUUCCCGAGUGUUAGGACCAGGGGAUCACGCAGGAGGUGGCAUUUGAUUUCAUUUGUUUCAUUUCUCGGGGAGCGUGGAGGUCGUCGGGUUGUGUGUAGCAGGGUUUGCUCCCUUUAGGCGACUGGUUGUGUUCCCUCUAGGGACACCCCUGAGGGACUCUGAGUCAUUUCUGGUCGUGGGCCCUUCGGAUAAGGCUGCUGGGAGCAGGUGCGUGCGGGGCUGGCAUGCGUGCAGGGCUGGCGUGCGUUCGAGUUCUCCUUUCACGCGAGUCGACGCCUGUGGGGAGCAAUCCGGACUAGACUAAGUUACUCGAAUUAAGACUUAUUCUAUGCAUCUGCUCUCCCACAAUAUGGCGCUGGGAGAGAAGUAAACAGCUUCCGCACAGCUGCCUCCAGUUCAACCAAUAAACUGUAGGACUUGCUCCUGAUUGGAGAGCAGCGUACUCGGCGUGUGGGCAGCCGAGUUGGGAUUGGCAGAGGAGGACUAUAAAGGAGGAGAGAGACGGCAUGCACCGGGAACAUCUAUGGGGAACAUCUAAGGGGAACACCUGUGCAGCCCCCCAGAGAGCCGGCUGGCGGUGUGCCGCUCCCCUGCGGAAGUGGGGAAUGUGGCCAGGGGGAACUGCCCUUCCACGGAGGUGGAAGGGAUAGUAGCCAACCCGGGAAGAACCAGCAGCAAACCCGGGGAGGGCCGAGCAGACGAAAGAACAGCGCAGGGUCCUGUGUCGUUCCUCCACGAAGAGGGGGAGCGACAUAAUGGUGCCGUGACUCGGAUAUGAAGCCUAGGCAGGGUUUUGUGUUGCUCCUCCACGAAGAGGGGGAGCGACAGACGCCCAGGGCUGCGGUUGCUGGGGUCAGUACUUGGAGUGCGCGUCGCUGUUAGAAACCUCCAAGCUCUCUUCCGGAGUUUCUCAUACUGCAGCCCAGGCCAGCCCAGCGCAGGGGCAGGCUCUUCUUCCGUCUUGUUUCUUAGCAGUUCUGAGAGGUGUCAGUGGCAUCGCCUUGAGGGUUUUGUUUGCUUUUCCCUGGUGAGCGAUGGCGCUGCCCUCUUUGCAAGGGCUUACUUGCCAACGGUACAUCUCCUUGGGAGCAGCGUCUGCUCCGGUCUGUGGCCUGUGUCUUACUUGGCGGCAGGGUUGGAGGGGAGGGUUAGGGUUAGGGUUAGGGUUAGGGUUUCUUGUUCCUGAAUGUUCAGAGUUCCCGGUGUAGUCUCCAUGCACAGAUUUUCCAGGUGUGUGGUUUGCAAUCACUUUCUCCCUGGGUGUGGCUUGUGUUUGUUUUCUAAGCAUUGCCUUCAAAGGGCCGAAGAUCUUCAUGUUACCUUAUCCUUUCAUAGGUGGUCCUGUUUGCUUAGCCCCGAGCCAUAGCAUUUUCUUCUCGAAGUUUCGUAGUUUUAAGUUCUUCAUUGAAAGUCUGGUGCACCUAGAGCUACUGUGUCGUGGGCACGUGUGGACUGGGGUGUACUUGGUGAUGUUGGGCAGGACAGUGUCCGGGCUGUCAGUCCGUUGACCACACUGCUUUGGGUCUGGGUCUGCCUGUUCCAGAGGUGCUGGUGUCAUCCGGCUUCCUUUUGAGUUCUGGUCUGAGCCCUCACGCACCCCCCAACAUGCGUUGGUUUCCGAUUUCAUUGAGGAGGUGGAGCCCACUCUGGUACACGGAAUUCCUUCGAGUCGCAAAUACAAGCAAGCGUUUAAAAUGCAGCAUCUUUCCCCAACAGGGUACAGCCACAGGGACCCAGUCCCAGCCUCCUCUGGUCCACACUGUAAUUCUAGGUUGGUUCAGUACUAGCUGUGUGACUAGGGCAAAGGCAGUUUCCAUUCCUCCCCAAAGGACUGACUCCCUGUAGGAGGUGCCUUUGGAUUAACAAUAAAAUGCAGGGCCGGCGCUAUGGCGUAGCGGGUAAAGCUGCCGCCUGCAGUGCCAGCAUCGCAUAUGGGUGCUGGUUUGAGUCCCGGCUGCUCCACUUCUGAUCCGGCUCCCAGCUAUGACCAGGGAAAACAGUAGAUGAUGGCCCAAGUCCUUGGGACCCUGCACCUUUGUGGGAGACCUGGAAGAAGCUGCAGCUCCUGGCUUUGGUUAGGUGCAGCUCCGGCCAUUGUGGCCAUUUGAGAAGUGAACCAGCGGAUGGAGGAUCUCUCUCUCUCUCUCUCUCUCUGCCUCUGCCUCUGCCUCUGCCUCUGCCUCUGCCUCUCUGUAUCUCUGCCUUUCAAAUAAAUAAAUAAAUCUUUAAAACAUCAGCCAAAAGCAUGCAGUUCUAGUGCGGUGUGUGGCACCCGUGGGAGCCAUCGUACCACUGUGACUUUUUCUCAGGGUGCAGGUUUUCUCAAAGGUGCAGAAUCUGCAGCCGGAUGACAACGUCCUCAAGGCCACAGUGAUUCCUUGUUAGGGGAAACGCAGCAGAUACACAGGAAGCCAUAUUUGGAAUGGAAGCGACCUUCAUUUCAGCCGUUGGGUUGGAAGAGCUACGGUGGGUUUAAUGGAGGGGCCAGGCCUGCCUUUUGCUUUCACAGAGCUUUCCAUGUAGACGUGAAAGUCGUGGACACACUGAGCAGGCAGUGUGGGCACCUGGGCGGCAGGAGAUAAAUGUCACUUUCCAAUAGUACUAACAAGUAUCUGUGGUGGAGAGAGAGACGGAUGGAGUCCUGCUGCCUGGCGGCUCACUCUCCAGAUGGCCCGCAAAGCCCGGGUUGGGCCAGGCUGAAGCGGGAGCCAGGCACUCGGUCCGGGGCAGACGCUCGGCUGCUUGAGCCGUCACCGCUGCCUCCCGGGCCCUGCGUUGUCAGGAAGCUGGGAUAGGCAGAGCACUGGGAGCGUGGAUGCCGGCGUCCCGGGUGGUUCUUCCACCGCUGUGCCAAGAGGCUGCCCCAUCUGUGCUCUCGCGUGUCCACCAUGCGAGACGCGACCGCUCUGUGCAUCAGGGAUUGUGUUCUUGCUCAGCCCUCCAUCUGAAGUGCCCGCCCUCGUCUCGGACUUCCUGUGGUUCUGCAGAGGAGUUACAAGUCUGCGUUAACAACCGGCUCAGCCUUCUUCUC
Molecule: messenger RNA, 38089 nt
Organism: Oryctolagus cuniculus (rabbit)
Lineage: Eukaryota; Metazoa; Chordata; Mammalia; Lagomorpha; Leporidae
Source: RefSeq, a predicted model, not a curated record